This is a messenger RNA of Penicillium crustosum, 1605 nucleotides long. Its product is annotated as asparagine--tRNA ligase SLM5. Gene Ontology annotation, biological process: asparaginyl-tRNA aminoacylation. Lineage: Eukaryota; Fungi; Ascomycota; Eurotiomycetes; Eurotiales; Aspergillaceae. The record is from RefSeq and is a predicted model, not a curated record. Gene Ontology annotation, cellular component: mitochondrion. Gene Ontology annotation, molecular function: ATP binding; asparagine-tRNA ligase activity. Bases 1 to 1605 code for a protein of 534 amino acids. The transcript is spliced from 3 exons.
AUGCAGAUAUGGCGGCGAACCUUUGCCACAUCUGUGGGCAGACUUACCCACAGCUCAAUUAAUUCCCGUUCUGUCGUGCGAUGCGCACAAAUCCUCCAAGCCAGCAAGAACGGUGGAGUCAGCAGUUUCGAGGACCAAGAAAUCAAAGUGAACGGGUUCAUUCGGUCUGUACGGAAACAGAAACGUUUUGCGUUCGCAGAAAUAUCUGAUGGCUCGACUGUAGAGCCACUGCAGGCAAUUCUGAAACCCGCGCAAGCAGCAGAUCUGUCAACCGGAACUGCGAUCGAAAUAUCGGGCAUAUGGAAAGCUUGCCCACCGGGCAAAGAGCAAACUCAUGAGCUCCAAACAACCGAAGUCAAGGUUGUGGGCGCAUCGGACCCAGAGACAUUUCCGAUCCAGAAGAAGUACCACAGCCCCGACUUCCUGCGCCAGAUUCCACACCUUCGCAUUCGGACACCCUUCAAUUCUCUCCUUUCGCGCUUCCGAUCCGAGUGCAUGUUCCAACUGAGCAAUGUCUUCCACUCUCAUCCCGACGGAGCUUUCACCCAAGUUCAGCCUCCCCUUAUAACCUCCUCGGAUUGCGAAGGUGCAGGCGAGACGUUCACGUUGGCACCACGCGGUGCUGCUACACCCAGCACCGAGAACGAUCAUUUCUUCCGAGCGCCAAAAUACCUCACGGUAUCGUCGCAACUUCACCUUGAAGCUUACGCGGCAGAGCUGGGCAACGUCUGGACAUUGACACCCGUGUUCCGGGCGGAGAAGAGCGAUACACCGCGCCACCUCAGCGAGUUCUACAUGCUCGAAGCCGAGGUCAAUUUCAUGUCCGACCUUGACUCGCUUACUGGCCUAGUGGAACAUUUACUACGCGAUCUGACGCGUCGUCUAUAUAAUACUCCUGUGGGCCAAGAGAUCUUGUCGGCAAAGAGGUCUGGGGAACCGGGCCAGGAUACUAGCGCCGAGGAGACGGGUUCUCUAAGGCAAAGAUGGACCGAUCUAAUGGAUGGGCCAAAAUGGCAUCGCAUUACAUACACCCAAGCCGUGGAGAUGCUCCAGCGUGCUGCCACUGAAGACGGAGCAUCAUUUGAGCACCCCCCAACAUGGAAUGGAGGUCUACAACUGGAGCAUGAAAAGUAUAUCGUCGAGGUGCUCCACCAAGGACGUCCUGUCUUUGUGACGGACUACCCGAAAUCCGUCAAGCCGUUCUACAUGGCCCCUUCGCAGGUCACCGACGACAGCAACACGCCCGGGGAGACAGUAGCAUGUUUCGACCUGCUCCUCCCCGAAGUCAGCGAAGUCGCCGGGGGUUCCCUGCGCGAGCAUCGUCUGCCCGACCUCAUCCAGAACAUGCGUGAGCACGGUUUAAUCAAGGCCCGGCAGAUUCCCGAGUCUGGUGAUCCAGCUUCAGGCGAGUCACUGUACCCUCAUCUCACCCCGGAUGAGGACCUGAGCCACCUCCAAUGGUAUGCUGACCUCAGACGCUGGGGCUCUGCUCCCCAUGGAGGCUUUGGGCUUGGAUUCGAUCGAUUCCUGGGAUAUUUGACUGGUGUCUCCAGCGUUCGGGAUAUCGUAUCCUUCCCGCGAUACUUCGGUCGAGCUGAUUGCUGA